CUUCCUUAACUCUCACUCUGCCAGUUCCUCAACCAUCCGCAGCUCUCUGCUCUCAUUGACGAGAAUGACGAGGAGGUUUUCAACUACAUGAUGAGGCUGGAGGUCGAAGAAUUCGAAGACAUCAAGUCGGGCUACAGAAUUAAGUUCCAUUUCGGAGAAAACCCUUACUUUGAGAACAGCCUGAUCAUCAAAGAAUUCCACCUGGGAACCGGAGGGAAGCCGGUGUCCCAGUCCACCCCCAUCAAAUGGAAGAAGGGGAUGGAUCUGACAGCGUUGGGCAAAGGCCUGGAUGAGAAAGGCCGCAAGCGAGGCCAUCGCAGCUUCUUCGCCUGGUUCACCGAGCACCGGAACCCCACCACUGAUGAGAUUGCUGAGGUUCUAAAGGACGACAUGUGGCCAAACCCUCUGCAGUACUUCCUGAUCGCUGAGAGCGAGAGUGGGGAAAAUGGGCUGGAUGACAGUGAUGAAGAGAACGGGGAUGACUCGGUGGUGAUUGUGGAUGAGGACGAAGAUGAGGACAACGAAGAUGAGGACGACGACGUGCAGGAGAUAGUCGAUGAGGAUGACGAUGACGAGGACGACGGGUCGGACGAUGAGGGCGAUGACGACGUGCAGGAGAUUGACGACGGGGAGGAGGUUGAAGAGGAAGGAGUCGAGGUGGAAGAGGAGGAGGAGGAGGAGGAGGAUGGGGGACCGACGGAAGGGGGCGACGGUUAAAAGUGUUUCCUCUCCUUCCACACCACACCCCCCACCCCACCCCCAAAACAAAGUUUGUUAAUAAAACGGGUGCAUUUGCCAGGGUGCGAGCGAGAGUGAAUGUGUGUGUGUGAAACCGAGUGAGGGAGUGAAUGUGUUUCUGGAGCAGAGCAGCAACCCCAGGGCUAUUCAGUGCUUGGCCUAAUCCCCUUCGCCCUCCUUUGUUCUUUUUCUUUAACGUCUCCUCCCGGCUCAGUUUCUCCCCUGCACCCUGGAUCACUGUGCAGCAGGGUGCCCCCCCCCCCCCCAUCGCAGCACCACGGGGCACCGAGAUGUUUUGACCUGUGUCCCACCACCAUAAUGCCGUGCUCUCCCAGUGGUUGACGGGUGUGGGGGGGGUACCUAGAUUACUGAUUGCUCGUUGGCAGCCUCCUCUCGGGUGGGAUUCCUUUGGAGGGAGGCUGGGGUUGAGGAGAAUGUGGUGGGCGUGGGGGGGGGGGCGGCUGGUCCUUUGCUCCGAAUCUGAAAGCUGCCAGCCUCCCCCACCCAAGAAGCUGUUUUUGCCCAGCCCCUUGUCAGCUGUAGACCAGAAGGUGAUGGGUUUUGAACCCUCCUCUCCUGGCUGACCUGUCGCUAUAACCCACUUGUAUUUCCACAGCCUGGUACGGGCCCACGGGUUGCUCCUGUCCUGAGUGGGUGCACGUGUGCGGUUUUGUGCAUGUGUUGUGUGUGUGCGUGUUUUCAUUGCAACGUUUUUUUCUACAAAAUGUAUGUACGUAUGUAUAUAAAUGACAGUAGAUA
This is a messenger RNA of Chiloscyllium plagiosum (whitespotted bambooshark), 1497 nucleotides long. NCBI's taxonomy places the organism in Eukaryota, Metazoa, Chordata, Chondrichthyes, Orectolobiformes, Hemiscylliidae. The record is from RefSeq and is a predicted model, not a curated record.